This is a messenger RNA of Scomber japonicus (chub mackerel), 6469 nucleotides long. It is a transcript of the gene bltp3b, whose product is annotated as bridge-like lipid transfer protein family member 3B. The record is from RefSeq and is a predicted model, not a curated record. NCBI's taxonomy places the organism in Eukaryota, Metazoa, Chordata, Actinopteri, Scombriformes, Scombridae. Bases 345 to 4658 code for a protein of 1437 amino acids. The transcript is spliced from 23 exons.
CGGUGACAACAGACUGCUGUCUGACCGAUCCGCCGUCCAGGUGUUCACUGUAUGAUACUGCAGAGCCUCUGGACGGAUUUUGGGAGCUUUAUCAGUGUAUCUGCAUGAAAUGGCCUAAACGUAGUAUGCUUUGUCUCCGAGUCCAGUCGUGAUUGGGACACCGACGUAUCCCCCUCCCUUGCUCCCUCUAGUCCCGGAGCACCCUUAAACAAAAAAAAUGAAGACUGACACGAUGAUCCGUAUUUGAGUUGUUUAUACCUCGAGUGGGAGAAAGCUAGCGGGUAAAGCUAACCAGCUAGCCCCCCCUCCCCGGCGGCGGCUCGGUUAACGGGAUUUGCGCCGCCAUGGCCGGGCUCAUCAAGAAGCAGAUACUGAAGCAUCUCUCCAGGUUUGCUAAGAACCUGUCGCCGGACAAGAUCAACCUGAGCACCCUGAAGGGGGAGGGCCAGCUCACCAAUCUAGAGCUGGACGAGGAGGUUCUCCAGAGCUUGCUGGAUCUGCCCACCUGGCUGGCCAUCAACCGCGUGUGCUGCAACAAAGCCGCCAUCAGGAUACCAUGGACAAAGUUGAAGACUCACCCAAUCUCUUUGACUCUGGAUAAAGUAGAAAUGGAGAUGAGCACCUGUGAUGAGCCCCGUCCCCCUAACGGCCCAUCUCCAAUAGCAACCGCAUCUGGACAAAGUGAAUAUGGCUUUGCCGAGAAGGUGGUGGAGGGGAUGUCCCUGUCCAUAAACUCCAUAGUGAUCAGGAUCAGUGCCAAGGCCUUUAACGCCUCCUUCGAGCUCUCCCAGCUGCAGGUCUACAGCGUCAACACCAGCUGGAGCAUCAGUGACCUGCGAUUCACUCGCAUCCAGGACCCUCAGAGGGGAGAGAUCCUGACGUUUAAGGAGAUCAGCUGGCAGAUGAUCCGUAUCGAGGCUGAUGCUAUUCAGAGUGCUGAGCACGAGAUGUUGAGCGCCCCCAUCCGCCUCAUCACCAACCAGUCCAAGAUACGAGUCACUCUCAAGAGACGGAUUAAGGACUGUAACGUGGUGGCUUCCAAGCUGAUCCUGGUCCUUGACGACCUGCUGUGGGUGCUGACCGACUCCCAGCUCAAAGCCAUGGUGCAGUAUGCCAAGUCCCUCAGCGAGGCCAUGGAAAAGUCAGCACAGCAGAGGAAGAGCAUGGCCACAGAGGACCAGGUGUCGUCGACGCCCCCAUCAGCCCAGCAGGUACGCACCCAGCAGGCAUCCACAGCUGCUGAUCAGAGCGCGACAAUGGCGAAGCUGUUCAGCGCCUACGACGUAUGUGAGACUUCCCACCACCUUCAGAUCACACACCUGGACCUGCACAUCUGUGACGACAUCCAUGCUACAGACAAAGUGGUCAAUAAGAGGAUAACAGGUGGAGCCAUGCAGCUGUCCUUCAGCUCCAUCACUCUGGACUACUACCCCUUCCACAGAGCAGGUGACAGCUGUGCUCACUGGAUGCACUACAGCGAGGCCACCAAAGCCAGAGAGGGUUGGGCGCGGAGCCUGCUCGAUGAGUUCAAGUCCAACAUGGAGAUGUUAAAGACUGCAGUUCGAGACCAGCAGGGCCCGGCUCCUGGACAAGGUUCUCCACAACACGGUAAGAUAAGCACCUCUUCCAGCACUUCCUUCAGCCCCCCUCCUCAAAGUCCCAAGACUCAGCUCAUGUCCAGCUCCGUUGUUCUCAGGAUGGCUGACUUCAGCAUCUACCAGGUGUCAACAGCGGACCAGCGUCGCUCCAGCCCAAAGGCCAUGAUCUCCUGCAAUAAGAAGUCCUUGUACCUUCCCUCAGAGAUGCCGGCCAUCCACGUGGAGUUCACAGAGUACUACUUUCCUGAUGGGAAAGACUACCCCAUCCCGUGUCCCAACCUGUACGCCCAGCUGAACGCCCUGCAGCUGGUUCUGGAUCCUCGCAGUCUGGUGUGGCUCAAUCUUUUCGCCCUCGACCUCAGGCAGAGUCUGGAGCAGUUCAUGGAGAUCUACAAGCUCAACGACUCGCAGAAACCAGACGAGCAUGUUGACAUCAAGGUCGACGGCCUCAUGCUCAAGUUGGUGAUUCCCACCGAUCGGGACCCCUCCUGUCCCCCUGACUUGCCUCGCUCCAUCUCAGUGCAGACUUCAGAAAUGGUUGCCACUAACACCCGGCACCCAGCCAACUGCACCCGUUCCCACCUUGAGGCCCUGUUGCAGUCAUUCCAAGAGGAAGCCUUCUUCUCUUCCUCUUUCUUCUCAUUCCCUCGUUCCUCCUCCUCCUCACCCCUCCUCCAUCCCGUCUUCCAGCAUCACGCUCAUGAACAGGACACCAGGUUGCACGACAUCUACCGAGGCCUGGUGGUGCCGACGAUGGGGGCGAGCGCCCUGAAGAUGCCGGCCGCCACUGACUUUUGGGCGUUGCACUUUGCACAGUUCUGGGUGGACUAUGAGGGCACCCGUGGAGGCAAAGGGCGGCCUCAGCCCUUUGUGGACUCCUUCCCUCUCACUGUGUGGGCCUGUCAGCCAGCGAAGCUUCUCCAGCACCAGAAGAAGCUGAGAGACGAUGCUGGAUUGGGUAUCCCCAGAAGCACAUCUGUAGAGGCUGUGGGACGCCUGCAGAGGAAACGCUUACUAAAGGAGUAUUACAGCACUGAGAGUGCACCGACAUCGUCUCAAAGCAACAAUGCAACACUGCCACCCAGUAACGGACUGCAUAAACCCCUCUCAUUGGAAAAUUUGCCUUCCUCUUCUCCCUCUUCUUUGGCAUCGUCAAGUACAGAUGCUGACAUACAUGUGUUGGUGCAUAUCCAGAAGCAUUUAAGUGCUCAGGUGAGCCACCGGCAGUAUGUGUUUCUGAUGCAUCUCCAGCGCAGCAUCAAAGCCCUGCAGCAGACCUUACAGCAGGACCUGGAGGAGAUGGGCUCCAAGAGAGACCGUAAGGAUCCCUCCCAGCAUUCCGCAGACCACCAGCCCUUCACCGUCUGCCUGGGACUCCUGCUGAAAAGCGCAGAGGUGUCCCUGCUCCUGAAGCCCGUCACCCAGCCAGAGGGUUCAAGAUCUCCUCUGGGGUCAGAGCUCUCCCCCUCUGAGAGCCGAGGAACCCUGGAGCCCGGGAACGACGUCGGAGAGGGUACAGAGAAAAGCGAGAAGGGCGGCGAAGGAGCCGGCUCUGGCGCUUGCACUGUAGACCAGCUGCUAUGUGGAGAAGGCUCAGAGAGCAGAGCCACGCAGGGUCCCGCUCCCCUCCUCCCCACCUCCACUCCCACUACGCGUCCCGACUCUAAUCAUAAAGCCUCACUGGAGGAGAGGACUUCAACUAAGAACUCUGGGAAGUGGAAUUCAGAUGAAGGAGGCGAGGUGGGAGCAGAUGGGUUGGCUGGGGGCGAUGCAAUGGUAACUGGACUAGACUCCAAACCCCAGAGUGACAUGCUGUCUGACCCACUCUGCAACCAAGACUGGAGCGACAAGGACAAGGCUGCAGCUGGCAAGAUGCCUCAGUCAAUAUCCAGUGGUCGUUUGAUGCGGGACCGCUCCCAGUCCAGUUUCUCCGUGUCCUAUAAGAACAUGAAGAAGAGCCCAUCCCUGCAGUCCCUGGACAACAUCUCCAUAGACAGCUACCUGAUGGAGGACGGAGACAACUACAGCCUGCUGGAGAGAGAUGACGUGUCCAUCUCCGGAUUCAAGGACGCAAUCAGUGAGCAAAGCGCCACAGAGAGCGGCGCAGAGGCCGUGACUGGUCAUGAGCAGGAAGGAGGCGUGUCCCCAGACACCGUUAGCGCCACCUCACAGAGCAUUGACGAGCCCACCAAAGAUAUUGUGUCGGUGCUGGUGUUGAAGGUGCAGUCUGUGUGUGUGGGCAUGGAGGUGUUGGGCGAGAGCACGGCCGUGGCUUUGGAGGUGGGCCGUGUCACACCCAGCCAGCUGGGCAACGUCAGCCUCAGACAGUACCUCAGCAACCGCAGCCUGGGUAUGGUGUGUUCAGUACCAAUACCUGCUCAAAGCAGCCAAGCUGGUGGCGACAUCAGCUCCGCGUCCGUCAAGGGCUACCACAGUCCGGAGGUGCGGGCUCGGCUGGAGAGCGGGCCCUGCGCCGCGGCCCACUCCCCGCUGGCUGAACGCAACGGCUUCCUGCAGCUUCGUCUCCACGGAUACCGGGCAAGCUUCCUGAUGUCCACGCUGCAAAACCUGGCCCACUUCCUGGAGGACGACUCUGCGCCGCAGGUCCUGCCCAUGGAGAUCAGCGUCAGGGACACGCACGUCAACUUAAAGGAUGACGGCCCCCGUGACAAUCCCUCCGACUCGACGCCGAUCACCCUGCACGUUGACAGUCUCGUCAUACACAGGAGAGACGAUGGGUCCUUUUCUAUAGGAGUGGAAGACGCAGCCGAGGCCAAACCCCGGAAAGAGGGCGCGUUGAUUGACAGCUCACUGAGUCCAGUCCCCGAGGCUGCGGGCGGCAUUACGAAGGCCACGCAAACCCAAACUCAAGCCCAAGCCCCGCCCCCCACCCCACCUCCAACCACCCCUCCUCCAUCCUCUAGAGAAAAGAUGCUGAUCGAGGAGAACGAAUGUUUAAAAGUGGAGCUGUCCCGAGCCAAGAUGGCGCUGGCCGAGGCUCAGAUGGAGAAGGACUCGCUGCUGCACCGCAUGAAGAGCCUCAAAUUCAGCACCAGCUAGGUUCCGCUCCCUCUUCCCAAGCGAGCCAGUUGCUCAGCCCCCCCCCCACCGACUGCUCCAAAGAGAUAAGGGCCGACACGGAUGGGCGGGAGCGUGGAAGGCUCAGCGAAAAUAAUUCACGGCAACAUCGACGUGCGAAGGCAGAGAGGGAUUUUCUUGAUUGCGAUAACUCUCUUUGUGUGCUUAUGUGUUCAGCGAGCCACCACGUGACUUAAGACUAAUGAAUACCUUUCAUUAAGCAAUGCAGAGUCUGUGAAGACUCAAAAAUACACCAUUUUACAUUCUCAUCGUUUUUAUGUUCUACACUUGACAGUUUUGGACUGUGGAGAGAGCUGAAAAGGGAGAAAUGACAUUAAGUGGAACUCUGUGUGUGUGUGUGUGCGUGUGUGUGUGUGGAAGAGGAUGUAGAGAAUGAAGCGGAUCUAUAUUCAUGGUUGUGCCUACAGAAUACCCCUCCCACACUGCUCCUGUUGUGUUAGUUAAGAUAAAAAAUUUAAAAAAAUAAAAAGAUCACAGCUAAUCAGCUUCAUUCUAGGUAUGAAGGAACACUUGAAUGUCACACCUUCAGAAGAAUGUCUCAACAAAACAAAAAAAACAAAAGACUUAUUUUGCACUACACUGAAGUUUAACUUAAUUUAGUGCUUUCAUAUUUGGACAAGUCAUGAAUCAUACUCUUUACUUGUCCUCAGAGUGUGUACAGUGUACAUUGUAUAAGAAUGUGAACACAUAACUAUUUUCUACAGAACUCUGAAUGGUUAUGCAGUGUUUCAGUUGAAUGUGGAUGUGUGUGUGUUUCUGUGUGUGUGUGUGUGUGUGAGUGUCAGCCAGAACAAGCAUUUCAUUACAAGUAGAGGAUAAAGUUUAUAUCUGUCACGUUCCACGGCUUUGUCAGCAAAAUGCACCUCCCCCCCACCCCCCACCCUCCCGCCACAGUAACGUCUGUACUCCCCCCUUCCUAUUUUUCUAUGUGUAAAUAGCUUCUUAACAUGUGCAGCACUUUUAAAAUCGAGGCACUGUAAAUACAACAACCGGAACUGAAAGAGAGGACGAGAGUUAAUAGCCCGACGAUGGGCGGGAGAGCAAUCUAGACCAGUGGAUCUAAACCUUUUUGGGUGUGGAAGACCCUCAAAUUGAUACGCAUUAGGCUGCGGACCUGAAUUUAAUCAGGUGUAGUCUCAGGGAUCCCCAUCAUAUAAGAAGUAGUUAUAUCAUAACUAUCUAUACUGUAGAUUGGCAGAUUAACAGAAGAGUGUGAAAUUUAGGAGCAGUAUAGUCAUUCUUAUACAUUCUCUAACUGGGUGUCUAGUCAGUGAAUGUAACAUAUUCCCCAGGUUGAAAACCGCUGAUCUAGAAAAACAACUCCCGUCUAAAAAGGAGGAGUGGGAAAAUAAGGGCACACUGAAGCUGCCUGACUACAUAAAUGUGUGUGUGUGUGUGUCUUUAUGUAAAUUUCUAGAUUUGCAUAAUCUUUCCUGUGUAAUUUCUCAUGGACAAGCUUUGCCCGUAUCUGCUGCUGUUUCAUGCUUCAUGCCUGUGUGACGACUUCAGGGGGAAAUCCCUGAGUAGAUGUUGUUAAAAAAAAAUGACUUUUCUAACAGCACAUGCUUUUGGCACAGCACAAAAGACUAUAUAUGGACGCCCGAAAAGGUCCGAUCCUGAAAGUUUUGCUCUCACACUAAACGGUUAAUCCUGUACACCCAUCAUCAGUCCACGUUAUGCAACUGUCAUCUAAUCUGUAUUUCAACCUGGCCCAGUUCAUUUCAAUUUCUGUCUCUUAAAAGUUUCUUCUGAUUCCCGUUAAUUUAAGAAAA